GUUCGGUGCGCGCCACUUCGAUCCUUUCGCGUGGAGGAUGAAGGCGUCGGGUGAUGUAUGUCGUCUCUUGGUACUCAUUAAUGGUUUAGCUUCGUCUGUACUCUGUUGUCGGGCGGAAGCUACCGACCGACAAGGAACCGAAGACAGUUCCCUACCGUAUGCGCAUCUUCGCUCCAAAUUCAGUUGUUGCGAAAUCAAGGUUUUGGUACUUCAUCCGCCAGCUGAAAAAAAUGAAGAAAGGCAACGGCGAAAUUUUGGCUUGUGAACGCAUACACCCACGGAAGCCUUUGAUGGUGAAGAAUUAUGGGAUUUGGUUACGUUAUAACAGCCGUUCUGGUACGCACAAUAUGUACAAGGAGUACCGCGACCUAACGGAGGAAGGCGCUGUCACACAGAUGUAUCGGGAGAUGGCAGCUCGUCAUAGUGCCCGUGCGGAGUCAAUUCAGAUAAUUGACAUCAAGGCCAUCCCUGCGUCCAAGUGCAAGCGGGCGUACAUCACGCAGUUCCACGACAACAAGCUGAAAUUCCCACUACCGCACCGAAUCACCAAGUCUCUGCAUCACCCACGGUUCACAACCAGGAGGCCUAUCACAGCAUUUUAGGCCUGUGUUUAAUGAAUAAAAGGUUUUUUGGUUUGGUUUUUUUCUUGAGUGAAGCCACUGGUUUUCUACCGUGGGCGCACCGACUGCUAUUCCUGUCAUUCCGAGAUGUCUGCUGGGAUAGUCUUUUGAAAUAGCUUAUCACUGAGUCCUGUCAUCGCGAUGGUUCCGCCGGUCAUUCGAUCGGGAUCACUCCAGUUCCUAUUUUCCGUUAGUUUUCAAAAGUUCCAGCUGGCAUUCUUCCGUCCAAAGGGAGAAUUUCGGCAUGGAGGUGUGACGCAAUCGUACUACAUUGUCUCACUUAUUGUAAUCUGUACACCACAAGCGUUUCGUGGUCAUUUUACGUGCUUUUGGAUGUUUUUGUAACCCUAGGAGCUAGUGAGAUCAUAAAUAAAUCGAAUUUCCCUGGAGUAGGCAUUGACAAGAUGAGU
This is a messenger RNA of Opisthorchis viverrini, 1030 nucleotides long. RefSeq lists its product as hypothetical. Bases 159 to 602 code for a protein of 147 amino acids. The record is from RefSeq and is a predicted model, not a curated record. NCBI's taxonomy places the organism in Eukaryota, Metazoa, Platyhelminthes, Trematoda, Opisthorchiida, Opisthorchiidae. Gene Ontology annotation, cellular component: cytosolic large ribosomal subunit; ribosome. The transcript is spliced from 2 exons. Gene Ontology annotation, biological process: translation. Gene Ontology annotation, molecular function: structural constituent of ribosome.